CACAUUUGAAGCACGUCUCUCUUCUCUUCUCUUCUCUUAUCUAUAAAAGAAGAAACAAAGGCACCUCAUCCACCAAAACAGAGCUAGUUUAGUUAUCUACUCUUUUCUGCAUGUUUGUUCUCUCAACGACUCCUCCGCGAAAGAAUAUUAUUCAAUAUUUUGGUUGGGUUGAAUCCCGGGGUUGAAGCGUUGCAGACAUCACGGCUAUUCUAAGAGUGUCUCGCUCCCUCAUUCAUGUCCGAUCUGUACGACGGAGGACGGGUAGUUGCGUAACUGCCGUUAACCCUUCGCCGCACGGUGGGCGUGGUGCUUUGCCUUCUGAAGGUGGUAGCCCUUCAGACUUGCUCUUCCUCGCUGGUGGUGGUUUCUUCUAGUUUCUUCACUCUUUUCAUUACUUUUAGCCUGCAUAGUUUUAAAUAAGAAAAAAAAAACAGCGACUUUGUGACUAGUUAAGAUCACCGUUUCUUCUUCUUCUUCUUCUUCUUCUUCUUCUACUACUACUACUACUACUUUUCGUCCACAAAAUGAUGCUCAGAAUCAAGAGGGUUCCCACUGUCGUUUCCAACUACCAAAAAGACGACGCUGCAGACUCUCCUCGUCCCGUCGGAGGUUGUGGUCGGAAUUGCCUCAAAGCUUGUUGCCUUCCAGAUGCAAAGCUGCCUUUGUAUGCUUUCAAGAAGGCUAAUGGAAAGGAUUUGGCCCUGCAUGCAUGCGCCGGGGAGCCUCCCCUCACAUUCCUCGACUCACUUCUUCUUGGAGAGUGGGAAGAUCGCAUGCAGAGAGGACUUUUUCGCUAUGAUGUUACCGCCUGUGAAACCAAGGUGAUUCCUGGUGAAUAUGGUUUCGUUGCCCAGCUUAAUGAGGGUCGUCACCUCAAGAAGAGACCAACUGAGUUCCGAGUUGACAAGGUCCUUCAACCCUUUGAUGAAAACAAAUUCAACUUUACCAAAGUUGGGCAAGAAGAGGUCCUCUUCCAAUUUGAAGCUAGCGAGGAUGGACAAGUCCAGUUCUUUCCAAAUGCUCCAGUUGAUGUUGACAAUUCUCCCAGCUUUGUUGCCAUCAAUGUCAGUCCUAUUGAGUAUGGGCAUGUUUUGCUGAUUCCGCGCAUUUUCGAGUGUUUGCCUCAAAGGAUUGACCGUGAGAGCUUCCUCCUUGCACUUCACAUGGCAGUGGAAGCUGAUAAUCCAUAUUUUCGAUUGGGUUACAACAGUUUGGGUGCUUUUGCAACCAUUAACCAUCUUCACUUCCAGGCUUAUUAUUUGGCUCUGCCCUUCCCAAUUGAGAAGGCCCCCACUAAGAAAAUUGCAAGUUUAAAUGGUGGGGUGAAGAUAUCUGAACUGUUGAAGUAUCCAGUUAGAGGUCUCGUCUUUGAGGGUGGCGAUACGCUGGAAGAUUUAUCAAAUGUUGUUUCAGAUGCCUGUAUAUGUCUUCAGAACAACAACAUACCUUUCAAUGUUCUUAUCUCUGACUGUGGAAAGCAAGUCUAUCUGUUACCACAGUGUUAUGCAGAGAAACAAGCUCUUGGAGAAGUGGAUGCUGAGCUUCUUGACACCCAAGUGAAUCCUGCUGUGUGGGAAAUUAGUGGGCACAUGGUUCUAAAGAGGAAGAAGGAUUAUGAUGAGGCAUCUGAAGGCAAUGCUUGGAGGCUUCUUGCAGAGGUGUCCCUCUCUCAAGAGAGGUUUCAAGAAGUCAAUGAUCUUAUUUUUGAAGCCAUUGGCUGUGGUGAAUUGGAGGAUGUCAACGUUGAAAGUGUCAAAGAAGUUGAUGCAGUCAGCACAAGCGAACACCCUACUGUGGUGGUAGCUGGUUCACAAGAAUGUGUGAUUCUACACUAACAAGGCUCUAAAAUUAUGAACAAAUUCAGCAAAUCCGUAGUGCUUUAAGAAUAAUUGCUGAAUUGUGUCACCGUUUAAGUCACAUAGUAUUGUGCUGUGCUUGAGCCUUAAGGUCCUGUGUUGUAUGUAUUUGCUUUUAUCUGCCUUUAUGACGCGUUCAUGUGAAAGUACGAUGUAAUAACUGCUCACCUGAGUACUGUUGUUGGUGUUUUGGGGUAUGAUGUAUCAUAAUGCUUGACUUGACUCUGAGAAAUAAUAAAUUCAGUUAUCUGUUUGUCCUUGUAGUAGUUCUUAAGGAUGAAAUCUUCACUUGCUGUAUUUCUGGUUUCCCUUUGUAAUAAAUGUUUGUAUAUUAAUAAAUGUUUUAUGUUAUGGGUUA
Glycine soja is the source of this 2214-nucleotide messenger RNA. RefSeq names its product GDP-L-galactose phosphorylase 1-like. Bases 525 to 1835 code for a protein of 436 amino acids. Gene Ontology annotation, biological process: glucose metabolic process. The record is from RefSeq and is a predicted model, not a curated record. NCBI's taxonomy places the organism in Eukaryota, Viridiplantae, Streptophyta, Magnoliopsida, Fabales, Fabaceae. Gene Ontology annotation, cellular component: cytoplasm. Gene Ontology annotation, molecular function: GDP-D-glucose phosphorylase activity. The transcript is spliced from 7 exons.